This is a messenger RNA of Hirsutella rhossiliensis, 555 nucleotides long. Its product is annotated as OHCU decarboxylase domain-containing protein. Bases 1 to 555 code for a protein of 184 amino acids. Lineage: Eukaryota; Fungi; Ascomycota; Sordariomycetes; Hypocreales; Ophiocordycipitaceae. The transcript is spliced from 2 exons. The record is from RefSeq and is a predicted model, not a curated record.
AUGCCUCAACAACAACCCUCAAGCUUGCCUCCCAUCCACAGCUUACGCUCCUGCCCAGGCCCAGCGCAAACCGCCGUCCUCGACCUCCUCUUCGAGCCCAGCCCCGCCCUCCACUCCACCCUUGUCCCCGUCCUACAAGCUGCCGGCCACGGCUCCUACCGGGAACUCAUCGACGCAUGCCAUGUCCAGCUCCGGUCCCUCGCCAACUCCUCGGGCGCCUCCCACGCUACAUCGCCGACGCUCCUGUCCGUCCUCGGAUCGCAUCCUCGCCUGGGCGAGAAAAAAGUCGACUCGGCCCAGUCGGUCGCCGAGCAGGCCAACCUCGGCGGCGAGGGCGAAGAGUUGGCUGCGCUGAAUAGGGAGUACGAGGAUCGGUUUCCCGGGCUGCGCUACGUCGUCUUCGUCAAUGGCCGGGCUCGGCCUGAGAUUAUGCGUGACAUGAGGGCUCGAAUGGAUAGGGGCGACUACGCAUUGGAGGUCGAUGCGGCGCUUCAGGCCAUGUGCGAUAUCGCAAAGGAUCGAGCUUCCAAGCUUCCUGUGCAAGACAAGGAAUGA